UAGGAUCGCCCCGAUUACCUUGAACGCAACAUUACCUCGCAACCCGCGGAAAUCAAACAAGCUCUCCUUCGACAGAAAGACAGAAGUUACCGUUGUGUGCGUUUACCUAAAUAACGUUGGAUGCUUACAAACUAGAGCUAGCAGCUAAUGCAAGUAGCAAUUAUGUCUGAAUGCAAGAUUUCGUAGAAAGGGAAUAUGGAAAGUCGUGUUUCAAGUCAUUCCAAACGUUUGCCCACGUCUCUUUGUAUGGUAAUGUGGCUCUGUGAUGUUCUGAUAGAACAUGGGCAGCUACAGUGACUCCACCAGUGACCUGGACGAAGAGUUGCCUGUGUUUGACUUUCUCCAGCCGGGUCGACACCUCAGCCAAGCCUCCCAGAACAUAGGUGGCUCUAAUGCAGAAGGGGCAGCCGCUCUCUCCUCAGCAAAGGGCAACGCGGGCGCAAGUACAGGAAGAGCUGAUGUAAUGAUGAUUAGCAGCGAUUCUGAUGACGAUGCACCUCAUGUCCCACUGGCACAGAGACUGAAACAGAAACAAGACAAUCUGAUUAGGACCUCCUCCACCGUCACUAAUGGGAAGGAUGCUGAGCAGUGUUCGCCGUCCAAUCUGGCCGGCUCACGGCUCUCUUGCCAGAAUGGCUUUUCAGAGGCAGAGCGUCCGCUCAGCCUCCAUCAGAUGAGAACACUGAACUCAGAUGGCUCAGAGGAUUCGGCGGCGGCUCUACCUCAGCGAUGGCUGCCUCCAAAGCAUCUCUCCAACACAGGAAGCGCCGACACGUCUCCUGUCAAGAGGAAACCUGCCAAGCGGACGGCGGAGGAAAUCCAGGCCUCCAGGGAGGAGGCUCGGAGGAGGAGGGAGGCCAGGGAGAGACAGCAGGGGGGCAAGGAGGUGCUCAGGCAGGAACAAGAGAGACAGAAGGCAGAGAAGAAAGCUUUGGCGGAGGCUGCCAAGGCUCUGAGGCCAGAGGAGUGUAUAAAGCACAUGGUGGUGGCUGUGGACCCAGCUCUGUUACAGCUGGAAGGAGGUGGGACUCUGCUGGCGGCGGUGCAGGCUCUGGGUUGUAGCUGCGCCAUAGAGAAACAACCCCUCCCACGCAGUGUGAGCUGGAUGAGGAGGGCUCCCUGUGCACAGCCAGACGAUGCAGCGUGUCUACCAGAGGCCCAUGUUGUGAUGCAGAUGACAGUGGAUGACAUCAUCACUCUAAUCCACAACUGCAUUCAGGAGGAGAGGCAUGGCAGGUCUGAGUCUGGUCCCACUCUGACGUCCUGGGUGCAGGACCAGCAGAGGCGCAACCCCGGCAAGACUCUCAGCUUGGUUGUCAUCGACCUGGAGAAAUACUUCAGAUCCCAGAAGUCCCAAAGCCAGAGGAGGUUUCGAGAGGGGGUCGCCGGUGAGGAGCAUGGGGGAGGAAAAGCAAAGAAGCGGAAGAAGAAUGGUGGAGCAGAGGUGUUACCGGAGGUGUCACGAGUUGAAGUAGAAGAGGCAGUGGUGCAUCUGCAGCUUCACACUGGUGUCUCAGUUCGCUUCUUGUCAACCUGGAAGGACUUCUCAGAUCACAUCACCAUGACAACCAAAGCAGUUGCAGAAGCCCCUUUCAAGCGAGAGAGGGAGAACACGGGCUUCUCUUUCUACCUGGAGAGUGAGUGGGCAGGGGGGCAGCGGGUGGAUAAAGCUGGAAAAGGGCUGCUGCAGGUGUGGAAGAGACAGAUCCAACAGCUGAACAGAGUCAGUCCAGACAUGGCCUCAGCCAUUCUGGCAGCAUACCCCUCCCCACAGCUGCUCAACAAGGCUUACAAUCUGUGCAAGAACGACUACGAGAAGAUCUCCCUGCUGUCUGACCUUCUGAUCCGCAGGGGAGAAGGCGUCACUUCCACGAGUCGACGGGUCGGUCCGGAGCUUUCCAAACGCCUCUUCCUCAUGAUGAACUCGUGUGACCCUGAGCAGACACUAGACUCCACCGUCUGAUCUAUGAAAGCUGUUUCCAGUAUCUUUGGACUAGUCACAACAUCAAAUUUGAUACAAAGUGGUUGGAAUUCUGCUUUUUAUGUGAUGUGUAUAUAAUCAACGUUUUAUGAAAAUAUUGUUUUAGAAGGCUAUCAAUGAGAAAAAAUUCAAUAAGAAAUAUCAUAUACAGUCAUUAAAAGGAAACUCAUAUUUUGCAACAUGGGUUUCAUUAAAUUGCGGUCAUUCCGGCUAUGGUUCAUGCUAACUCUAUGUUUACGUCAGAAUAGCAGAUUUUACUUAUUUUUCAAAUGCCUGUCUCACCAAAAGUAAGCAAAGAAAGGAGCCUUAUGGAUUAGCAUUUGUGGCCAAUUAGCUUAAGCUCACCGAAGCGAACAGGGCUCACAAUGUGAAGCAGCAGCAAAUUAAAGGUUAAUUUGUGUCAUGUCUUGGAAAACCUCUGGUAAACAUGGCCACGCUUGAGUCAUAAACAAAGAAAUUAGCCCUCUGUUCAGUGAUGUCAGUGGUGUCUUCCAGUUGGACCCGGGGCGAAACAGGUCUGCAACUGGUGAUGUUGAUUAUAAUUUUCUUGAAUCUUCCCUCACAAACCUUCCCUCGUAUAUUGAUGGUGACCUAAACAAAGCCUAUCACGUACGUACAAACUGCUGUGCAGCCAGUUGUCCUAGACAUAGAUCUUUGUAUAAAGCAAUCCAAGGGUCGCAUUUCUUUCUUUACUUUAGUUUUGACUAUAACAAUUUUGAAACAUUUUGUAUACAUUGUCAUUUUAUGUGAAAUUCAUUGAGAGUCUGAUACUACUAGUAAUUAUGAGUAUCCACAAGUUUCCUGGCGAUGUCACUGGGGAACUUAUUAUGAGGGAUACCUCCAGUGCUAGGCAGAACUAACGCAAGUCACAAAGUAUCAUAAUAAAGAUGAUGAACGAAUA
Molecule: messenger RNA, 2882 nt
Organism: Acanthopagrus latus (yellowfin seabream)
Lineage: Eukaryota; Metazoa; Chordata; Actinopteri; Spariformes; Sparidae
Gene: eme1
Product: essential meiotic structure-specific endonuclease 1
Exons: 9
Coding region: 281-1963 (560 amino acids)
Biological process (GO): double-strand break repair; replication fork processing; resolution of meiotic recombination intermediates
Cellular component (GO): nucleus; Holliday junction resolvase complex
Molecular function (GO): nuclease activity; DNA binding
Source: RefSeq, a predicted model, not a curated record